This is a messenger RNA of Solanum stenotomum, 817 nucleotides long. Its product is annotated as trans-resveratrol di-O-methyltransferase-like. Gene Ontology annotation, molecular function: O-methyltransferase activity; S-adenosylmethionine-dependent methyltransferase activity. Lineage: Eukaryota; Viridiplantae; Streptophyta; Magnoliopsida; Solanales; Solanaceae. Gene Ontology annotation, biological process: methylation. Bases 1 to 636 code for a protein of 211 amino acids. The record is from RefSeq and is a predicted model, not a curated record. The transcript is spliced from 2 exons.
AUGCCAUUUUUCAAAUAUGCAGGGAAUGAACCAAGACUUAACCAUUUAUUCAACGAAGCCAUGGCUAGUGAUGCCCGUUUGGUCAUGACCGUGUUGAUUCAAAAUGGUAAGGGAUUAAUUUUUGAAGGGUUGAAAUCGUUGGUGGACGUUGGAGGGGGCACUGGAACUAUAGCUAAAGCUAUUGCGGAUGCAUUUCCACAAAUAAAUUGCACCGUCUUUGAUCUACCUCAUGUAAUUGAAGGGCUGGAAGGAAGCAAGAACCUGAGCUUUGUGGGAGGAGACAUGUUUAACUCCAUUCCUUCUGCCAACGCAAUUUUGCUUAAGUGGGUAUUACAUAAUUGGAGCGAUGAAGAUUGUAUAAAAAUAUUGAAGAAAUGUAAAGAAGCAAUUCCAAGUAAGGAAAAUGGAGGAAAGGUAAUCAUCAUCGAUAUGGUUAUGAUGGAUUAUAACCUAGAGAAAGGAGACCACAAAUCAUAUGAAACUCAACUUUUUUUUGACAUGCUUAUGAUGGUUGCUGUUUCCGGAAAACAAAGAAGUCAACAAAAUUGGGCAAAUCUCUUCUCUGAUGCUGGUUUUAGUGACUUUAACAUUAUUCCUAUACCAGGGUUGAGAUCUAUUAUUGAAGUUUAUCCUUAAAUCUAGUCAGUUCACGACUUCUUCUUUUUUUUUGGGCAAGCAAUAAUUAAGGUAAUUUGCCACUAAUAAUAGAACCAGCUUUGUAGCGAAUGUUCAUUGUUCUCAUGUUUGUGCCUUAUAUAUAGCAAAUGUAACUCAAUAUUGUCUUUAUAAUUAUGAAGAAACUACUUCUUGUGUUGUA